AUGUUCCUCCUGCUAAUUUUGAGCCUGGGAAUGAAGCUUCAUCACACAGCAGCUUUAUUCACAGUGACAGUCCCAAAGGAAACCUACAUGGUAGACCACGGCAGCAAUGUGACUUUGGAGUGUGAUUUUGACACGGGAGGUCACGUGGAACUCAGAGACUUAAAAGCCAAUUUGCAAAAGGUGGAAAAUAAUACAAUCUUGCUCAGUGAAAAAGUCACUUUGCUGGAGGAGCAGCUGCCCCUGGGGAAGGCCUUGUUCCACAUCCCCCAGGUCCACGUGAGGGAUGCAGGGCAGUAUCGCUGCUUCAUCAUCUAUGGGACCGCCUGGGACUACAAGUACCUGACUCUGAAAGUCAAAGCUUCCUACAAGAAAAUAAAGACUCGCAACCUCAAGGUCCCAGGAACAGAUGAGAUAGAGCUCACAUGCCAGGGUGAAGGUUAUCCCCUGGCAGAAGUGUCCUGGCCGAACAUCAGCGUUCCUGCCAACACCAGCUAUACCAAGACAUCUGAAGGCCUCUACCAGGUCACUAGUGUUCUGCGCCUAAAGCCACACCCUGGUAGAAAUUUCAGCUGUGUGUUCUGGAAUGCCAACAUGAAGGAAUUUACUUUAGCCAUCAUCGUCCCAGGUGAUAUGGAAACCCACAAGACCCCUGCAUCUUCACUGCUCCGUGUUUUCAUCCCCUCCUUCAUCAUUGCUUUAAUGUUCAUAGCCACAAUGAUACUCCUAAGAAAACAGCUCUGCCAGAAGUUUUAUCCUGGAAAAGAUACAGCAAAGAGAUCUGUCAUUACAGUAAGGAGGGAAGUGAACAGAGCU
Messenger RNA from Sus scrofa (pig), 813 nucleotides. RefSeq names its product programmed cell death 1 ligand 2 (gene PDCD1LG2). Lineage: Eukaryota; Metazoa; Chordata; Mammalia; Artiodactyla; Suidae. Gene Ontology annotation, biological process: positive regulation of T cell proliferation; negative regulation of T cell proliferation; T cell costimulation. The record is from RefSeq and is marked provisional. Gene Ontology annotation, cellular component: external side of plasma membrane.